Messenger RNA from Fusarium keratoplasticum, 2508 nucleotides. RefSeq names its product Vesicular-fusion protein SEC18. Lineage: Eukaryota; Fungi; Ascomycota; Sordariomycetes; Hypocreales; Nectriaceae. The transcript has 3 exons. Gene Ontology annotation, molecular function: ATP hydrolysis activity; ATP binding. Gene Ontology annotation, biological process: Golgi to plasma membrane protein transport; SNARE complex disassembly; intra-Golgi vesicle-mediated transport. The coding region runs from base 1 to 2508 and encodes 835 amino acids. The record is from RefSeq and is a predicted model, not a curated record. Gene Ontology annotation, cellular component: Golgi stack.
AUGUCCAGGACACCCUUCAGCGGCUUCAUGGGCGGCGGCUCGCGACAACCUCAAGGUGGCGGCCAGCAGCCUCCUCCUCGGGCGCCUUACGGAGGAGGUGACCCUUACCAGCAACAGCAGGGCUACGGCGCGCGAUACAACGACCCUAGGAUGCAGCAGCAGCCUCCUCAAGGAUACCAGGGCGGCGGUGGUCAGCCCCGGUAUGCUGAGAAGGGCCCCUCUGGCGGUGGUCGACAGGUCCCUCUCCGAGUUGAAAAGGUCACAGACAAGUCUCUGCAGUCGCGACUGAUCUACGGUAAUUUGUGUGCCGUUUCUCCCGACGACUUCCCUCCCAGCCGCGACGGAUCCGAUCUCUACGUCCUCCUCCGAGGUGGCCAGCCCGCCGGCGAAUACGUUGUUUCAGCAAAGCCAGUCCCUGGGUUCCCCUCGGGCUGCAUCAGUCUAUCAGACCCCCAACGAUCAUGGGCUGGCAUCACCAUGAGAGAUCAAUUUACCGGAGAGAUCUAUGACCCAUUCGGGUCAGGAGGAAAGGCGUAUCUCGGAUCUCUUGAUCUAGAGAUUGGUUUCGCUUCCCCCAACAAGAAGACCGAGGUCCCAUACGACGAGGAUGAGCUGUCCAAGAUCUUUAUCGACACAUACCAGAACCAGGUGCUCUCUCCUGGCGAGCGCAUCCUGAUGGACGUCCGAAACAUUCCCCUCCUGAUCGUUGUCAAGACGGUUGGCCUGACUGACUUGGCCAUGUCUUCCGACGACUCGAGCAAGAAGGUUUACAGAGAACCUCACGCCAGAGGUAUUCUGACGACCCAGACCCGGGUGCUGUUCCAUCGCGAUGGAAAGGGCGACUUUAACCUGAAGCCAUCCAUGUCGAAGCCCAAUUCUAACGCUAUUCUGGCCCCUGACUUCAAGUUCGAGGAUAUGGGUAUCGGUGGUUUGGGUGACGAGUUUGCCACUAUUUUCCGCCGAGCGUUUGCUUCUCGUGUCUUCCCACCUGGCCUUGUGGCCAAGAUUGGUAUUCCUCACGUCAAGGGAAUGCUGCUCUACGGUCCUCCUGGAACCGGAAAGACGCUUAUUGCUAGGCAGAUUGGCAAGAUGCUGAAUGCCAGGCCACCCAAGGUCAUCAACGGUCCCGAGGUGCUCAACAAGUACGUUGGUCAGUCUGAAGAGAACAUCCGAAAGCUGUUCGCAGACGCAGAGAAGGAAUACAAGGAGAAGGGCGAUGAGAGCAGCUUGCACAUCAUCAUCUUUGAUGAGCUGGACGCCGUCUGCAAGCAGCGAGGCUCAGGAGCUGGCGGUGGUACCGGUGUUGGUGACAGUGUGGUGAACCAGCUUCUCUCCAAGCUCGAUGGUGUGGACCAGCUCAACAACAUUCUCCUUAUUGGAAUGACCAACCGAAAGGACAUGAUUGAUGAUGCCCUUCUGCGACCUGGUCGUCUGGAGGUGCAUCUAGAGAUCUCGCUUCCCGACGAGGAGGGUCGACUUGAGAUUCUCAAGAUUCACACUGGAAAGAUGAGGACCAACAACCUUCUGGACCCCAACGUCGACAUGGAAGAGCUCGCCGGUCUGACCAAGAACUUUUCGGGUGCCGAGAUCAACGGUCUGGUAAAGGCUGCGGCGUCUUUCGCCUUCUCGAGACACACCGAAGUUGGUCAGCUGGCUGCCGUGAAGCAGGAUGUGGCCAACAUGAAGGUCAAGCGCGAGGACUUUAUGAAUGCUCUGACUGAGGUCCGACCCGCAUACGGUGUCUCCGAGGCAGAGCUGGAGGAGGCUGUUCGCCUGGGCAUCAUUCCUUAUGCGCCUCACAUCAACUCGACUAUCCAGGAGAUGAUGCGUGUUGUGGGCAUGAUCAAGGAGGAUCCCAACAAGUUCAGCACGUCAGUCCUGUUCCACGGCCCCAAGGCGUCAGGAAAGACGGCCCUGGCGGCGCAUAUUGCUAUGCAGUCCGGAUUCCCCUUUGUCAAGAUGGUUACACCAGCAGACCUGGUGGGAUACCGCGACGAGUUUGCCAAGAAGGACUACCUUCACAAGGCCUUUACGGAUGCCUACAAGUCGCCUGCUAGUAUUCUGAUCCUAGACGACUUUGAGCGCAUGAUUGGAUGGAACCCCAUUGGACCCCGUUUCUCCAACGUGAUGCUCGAGGCUUUGACAACUCUGCUUGUCUCUAAGCCACCCAAGGGCCACCGUCUCUUAAUCUUUGUGACAACCUCCAAGGCGUCAGUCCUCAAGAUGCUCGAAAUCGAUAUGGACUUUGCCAAGAAGGUGGCGGUACCGGCCGUGUCGACGCUCCGUGACCUGGCCACAGUUCUGCAAGAGUCAAGGGUAUUCAACUCGGGCGAUGUCAAUGCGACGCUCAACGAGAUCCAACGACUGACGGGCUCGGACCGCGUGGGAGUGGGUAUCAAGACGGUGCUAGACUGCAUCUUUGAGGCUAAGGCCGGCGGACCCGAGUCCAACGUGGUAGAGACAUUUACCGAGCUACUGGUGGAGAAGAUCCAGGAAUUGAGCGUUUAA